Molecule: messenger RNA, 1937 nt
Organism: Drosophila albomicans
Lineage: Eukaryota; Metazoa; Arthropoda; Insecta; Diptera; Drosophilidae
Product: sodium/potassium-transporting ATPase subunit beta-1
Exons: 4
Coding region: 263-1192 (309 amino acids)
Biological process (GO): potassium ion import across plasma membrane; sodium ion export across plasma membrane; intracellular sodium ion homeostasis
Cellular component (GO): sodium:potassium-exchanging ATPase complex
Molecular function (GO): ATPase activator activity
Source: RefSeq, a predicted model, not a curated record
CAGUUGACGAUCUUCCCUAGAGAGCGCAAUACACGGCACGCAACGAAAAUUGUGUACCGAAUUUCAAGAACGCAAUCCAAGAGUAGCUUUUUUGUGUUUUGUUUGUGUGAUAGUUUAUGUAAAGCUGAAAAUACAAAGUGAAAAAAAAACAAACAAACACUUAUAGUAUUAUGCCAAGUGAUAUAAAUAAUUUUUUCGAAUAUAAUUAAAAACAUUAAAGCUUUUAAACCUAUACAUACAAACAAUCUCAAAAAGCACUAAUAUGUCGAAGAAUAACGGAAAAGGCGAUAAAUGUGAGAACGAUUUUCCUCAACCGGCCCGAAAACAGACUUUUUCCGAGAUGAUUUAUGAUCCCCGGGAUGGUUCCUUUUUUGGCCGUACUGGAAAGAGCUGGGGCCAACUUUUUUUAUUUUAUGUCAUCUUUUAUAUUAUACUUGCAAUUCUAUUUGCAAUUUGCAUGCAGGGCUUGCUAGCCUCAGUUGAUGAUUAUAAGCCAAAAUGGCAACUUGAAGAGUCUUUGAUAGGCACAAAUCCCGGCUUAGGAUUCCGUCCACUUAGUGAACAGACCGAACGAGGUUCAGUUAUUGAGUUUGACAAUAAGAAGCCCGCUGAGAUUGAGUACUGGACUGGCUUGCUUGAUGAUUUUCUUAAAGAUUAUAAGCAAACUGAAGGACGCAAGAUGAAGCACUGCGACUACAAUCAAAGCCGUAACCCUAACGACGUAUGUGUUGUCGAUGAAAAUCAAUUUGGACCAUGUUCCUCUGCAAAUGGCUAUGGUUAUAGGGUAGGAAAGCCCUGCAUAUUCCUUAAAUUGAACAAGAUUUAUGGCUGGGUUCCCGAAAUCUAUGAUACACCCGCACUUAAUAUGCCGGACGAUCUUCAACAUCUUUUUAACCAAACUAGUGAGGUUGAACGUCAGAAAAUUUGGAUAUCCUGCAAUGGCCACUACGGCAAGGAUAAGGAGCAAUUCCAGAAUAUAAGUUAUUAUCCAAGUCAGGGUAUUCCAACAUAUUAUUAUCCGUAUUUGAAUCAACCUGGCUACUUAAGUCCCAUUGUUGCUGUACAAUUCAAUAGUCCACCCAUCGGCUCAAUGUUGGAUGUAGAGUGUCGCGCUUGGGCUAAAAAUAUCAUUUAUAGUGGAAGUAUACGUGAUCGCAUGGGAUCGGUAACUUUUCAAUUUUUAAUGGAUUAGGAUACCAACAAUAAAACCAUCAUGUGAUCGCAGCAAACAACGCAAGCCUUAUGAGAUCUGAAUCCUUACCAUCGAUUAAUAAAUCAAAUUCUUUAUCUAAAUACUUAAAUAAAGUUUCAAGAUUAAAAUAUGUCGUGUAUAUUUACAUAAAAAGAAUGUUACAAAUGUCAAUAGUUAUACAAAUCUGCCGAUAAAUAAAAUGUGAAGUUAUAAUGUCGUCACCUCUACGAUCAUUCUAGUAAAACUAUCAUAAACACGAUUCUAAACUUAUCCAUGCUCUUUUCAUCUAUAUAUUUUUAAUUUUGGUUUAAACAUUAAACAAAGCAUCUCCCCGGUAUGUUUCUUAAAGAAUCUAAAAGUUUAAUUAAAUUACAAAUAAUUCAAAAAGUAUCAAUGGUGGUUCUUCUAAAUAUUUUGGGAAACGGUCUAAAUAACAUGAUUGUCUAACUUAAAUGAUAACGAGAGCUACGUAUAAUUUGUAUUGUAUUAGUUAGAGUUUUCUGUUUACCAAUGAUAUUAGUUAUCAGUAUUUUAUGUAUAAUUAUCAUAUACUUUAAUUCUUUUAAAAUGUGAAUAUUAAAGAAACCAAAUAAAACGAAUUGAUGUACAUAAUGUACACCAUUUAAAAAUGAUAAUGAAGUACUUAUAUAAAUAAUCUUUAAUAAUAUUAACAAUUAUGAAAUUUCUUUAUAUUUUGUUUGUACUUUUUUAAUAAUAAUUUAAUAAAUAUUAUACUAACUAACAA